GUCAAAGCUGCGCCGAGCGACCGAGCGUCUCUGCGAGUCGCGAGGAAGCUCAGUCUACCGUCACUGUUCGCGAGCGUCGCGUCGCUUCGAUACGCCGCUCCGUUUCCGUUCGCCUCUCAUUCCCAUAUUACAAACGUUUCUCGUUUUCUCUUUUGCAGUCGUGAAAAUCAUUUGCCGCUACUGUAACGCGAAAAUCGAAGCGGAAUUUUUUUCGAUCGAAUACCGGUGAUCGUCAACGAAGAUUUGCAAUCAAUCAAAGAAAGACAGCCGCGUCGAUCGCGUUUACGCGUCGAUCGGUAUCUAGGGAUUAGCGUCAUCAUGCUCGAUCGACGCAUUUGAAUGUUCCGCGUUUGCUAUUUGGUGGAAAAAACGUAUUCCGAGACUGUUCCAAAUCAAAACUAUCGGCGAACAAGAAAAUGAACGCACCAGUAUACGCAUCGUCCUGCCCUGCGUUGCAGUCGAAUCUUUCGCUGCACAGCUCCUCCUACUAUAACGAGUACAGCGGAGCCGCCAGGAGGAGGUUGUCGUCGACAGGUGAAGCGGAUACCUCGGCCACGUCCAGCUACGAGGGUAGCGACAGUUCCGAAAACAGCGACGAAUCUCGUCUGGAACCGGUUAGCCAAAUGGAGAGGGAGCAGCUCGAAACAUUUUUCCGGGGCUUAAAAUCUCAGGUGUUUGUCUGCGAAUCUUUGGCAAAUUUAUACCUGGGGAACGCAUCGCAGACUGAAAGAUGGGAACUUCGAUUCACUGGAAUACCGGUGGUGGUAUUGGAUCUCGGAGAAACACGAUCGAGAUCAAAGAGACGGAUUCAAAUUCUGCUGGCCGAGCGUGGCACUUGUUUCACCUUAUGGAGGGAGACUAUUGAUAAUUUGUCGUCGUACAAGGUAUCAGGACCGGCUUUUCACACGAUGUGUCUUUCUUCCGAUCACACGCGCCUGGCUGGCCUCAGUUUCGAUAAUCCUAAAGCAGCGAACGAUCUUUGGCAACACAUAGAACGACUCGUCUCCUGCCCGGAGAAUAUCAGCCUUUCGGUGCCCGGAAAGAAGAAGAAGAAGCCAGUACCGAAGAAGGUGGUUUUACCAGCGAAGAGCAACAUCAGCCAACCGUGUCAAUUUCAACACGUAACCAGCGUCGAUGCUGCUGACCGAUCGCGAUAUUUCUCGCUUCAAACCUUGGUGCCACCUUUGAACGAGCUGGAAAAUUCUCUGGAAGCGAACUUCUGAGAAAAGGAGAAGUCAGACCAACGUCCAGAUUCGUAAUUCCUCCUGGACCUUCCUUCGUCUCAACAGCAUUUCUGCUGUGUUUUUAGAUAAAUUCAAUCUAUAGAGCUCGCAAUUGCUGUUCAGCAUUGCCGAUCAUACUCUGCUGUUAAGAAGAAUCAUUUCAAACAGUUGUGUGCACGAAUAAGAGAGAAACGGAUCGUUCGUGUCAAGUCGAUACUCUUCGUUUCAUUGAGAGAGAACUAAAACUUGACACACCAUUAUCCUUUCAAAUCGAUGGCAAUUAUCGAAUUGUCGAACAGCAAAGGAAAUAAUAAUGAAAUUCGAGCUCUAAGGAGAAUGUUUCGUCACUGUACAGUUUAAAGCAGUCGUCGGAAGAGUAGUCGACGUACAGGCCACGUUUGUUUCUCAAUGUCUAAAUGAAAGAAUCAAAGUGUAACUGUAGUAGAGUAGUGCAAAAGGUUGCCGAACUUUUAACAAACAGUACAAGUGCGAGGCGUCUUUUAUCGAUAAGCUAUAGACGUUCCAAAUUAUGGGCUAUUUUUAUCGAAAAAGAAAGAAAAUGAUAAACGAUGUUUCGAAGGCACAAAAGAUUUCAUUCUGAUUGUGAGAGUUGAAAAUAAAAAAUAAAGGAGUCAACAGCUAUCGCGUUAUCAGAAAAACUCGAUAAUCGAUACAAGUCCACUUUUGAAUGUUUCAAAUUCAGAAUAAUCGGUAUCGUAGUUGAUCUUCAAAGUUUGCUCUAGUUGUUCGAUAGUACGUGUCCAUUUAACAAAUUCACAGCUAAUCCACAGAUAAUUGUUGGAAACUCGUUUUGAAACUCGUUAUCGAUAAGAAAACGAAGCUAUUUGCCUAGCCUUCACUAGAAGUGAUAGAAAGGGUAUUAACCGUUUGCUCUAUAACUUUCCUAAAUACCGCUCGACAACUAAAUUCACGGGUAUUUUAUCUCGAAUAAAUUAUUUUCAAACUAUUACCUACAAUAACUUUAUCCAGAGUGCAAAUGAUUAAUACCCAUCCAGUCGUACAAAUGAGAAUAGAAGAGAUAUCCGAAAUGUUUUUUCCGCUUAACGCGAAUAUGCCGCAAACGUACAAACAUCUAAAGUCCAAAGAAGGAGAUCUAGAAUAAUUGUGGUACCUUUCCGUAGGAAACAUAAUUAAUUCUUUGACACGAAUGUGGCAACGGUUACUCGGUAGAAUCUUUGAACCAAGUAUUCCAAUUUUUCUUCCUAUCCAUUGCGAAUGUUAAUCUUGCGAUCUUGCGGUCGUAUGUCGGGAAUAGCUUAUCGUUGUUCGUUCUUAAAUUCUGUGCAACCGGAAAACGACCUUGUGGAAAGGGGUCGAUCCACUUGAUCCAUGUGUCUUGAUCGCGAUCCGCCAACUAUGUAAUCAGCAUCGCUCGACACAUCGGAAAAAGCAAUAUUGUAAUUGUCUUCAACAGAUUAUUGUUCGAUAGCCCUGUAUACAUAAGGUUUCGCGAACGACAAACGCGGCAAGACUGGUUUUACCAUCCUACGCUUUAAAAGAGCGAUUUUAAUGUAAAUUGUCCUAACGAUAAUAGCCUUUGAACUAAUUGGUUUGCUCGUUAUUCGAUGUUGGUCGUUUCUCGAUACGCCAUUUUCCGAUAUCGCGUGUGUUUAUAUUUUUACCUCCCCAUGUUGAACCUGUUGAAUUUAACAAGCGUAAAAUCAAUGUUUAAAAAAAAAAGAUUAGAAUAGUAAGAAAAUAAAAAAAAGUUGAAAUUUUAUUCUAUUUCUACGACGUUAUCGAGUCGUGGCGAUAGACGAGACGGAUCGAACGUUGCUAAUGUAUCGUAUAAAAAAAUGAAGAAAAAUCACAUUUUUCGCGUUUGGAGAUAAAAUUAGCGCCGAUACGUUUGCUCGAGAUCGGCCGUGCUUUCUGGUGAUUUCCAAUAAAAUUAAGUGUACGCGAAAUAACCUUGAUAUCAAUUAACGUUCAUUUCUUUGUCUACGACUGUGAUAUAAAUAUAUUUGUAUAGUUACGUUUCGUACCAUAUAUCCGUAUCGAUUAAUCAUUUUGAUAUAUCAGUUUACGAUCAUCGUUACGCAUGUAAUAACGCACUAAUAAACGGUAACAAUACGGAUCAUA
Messenger RNA from Osmia lignaria (orchard mason bee), 3326 nucleotides. It is a transcript of the gene MESR3, whose product is annotated as misexpression suppressor of ras 3. Gene Ontology annotation, biological process: regulation of transcription by RNA polymerase II. The record is from RefSeq and is a predicted model, not a curated record. Gene Ontology annotation, molecular function: DNA-binding transcription factor activity. Lineage: Eukaryota; Metazoa; Arthropoda; Insecta; Hymenoptera; Megachilidae.